This is a messenger RNA of Gadus chalcogrammus (walleye pollock), 1888 nucleotides long. RefSeq names its product RNA polymerase II subunit M (gene polr2m). Gene Ontology annotation, biological process: transcription elongation by RNA polymerase II; intracellular signal transduction. The transcript has 4 exons. Bases 170 to 1180 code for a protein of 336 amino acids. Gene Ontology annotation, molecular function: transcription elongation factor activity. Gene Ontology annotation, cellular component: intracellular anatomical structure; nucleus. The record is from RefSeq and is a predicted model, not a curated record. NCBI's taxonomy places the organism in Eukaryota, Metazoa, Chordata, Actinopteri, Gadiformes, Gadidae.
GGAAAGAGAAGAUGAAGAAGAAGAUAACCCGGCGGUAGCGCCAUAAUAAACAUGUCGUGUUAGUGAGUCCAGCCAGAGAAUGAUAUAAUGCUGGCUAUAUAAAACAAUAAACAUGUUUCUUACAUCGUUUGUACAUCAUCUGUUCUCUAGCUAAUACACCUCACCAGAUAUGCGUUCAUCGCGGCCAGAGAGCCAGGGCCAGGUGGGAGAUCUGAGGAGCAAGACCAGAGAGGAACUCCAGGAACUCCUGGUGCGACAGGAGCACAUCCUAUCAAACAGGCGCUUCCUCCGCAGUCUCCCAGACGGCGGGAGGAAGAUCUCCGACUUUGCUGAGAGAGUUCGCCUCGCCCUUGUUGAGCGCGACGAAGAGAAACAAAGACCACGCCUGCUGUUUUCUGUGGGGACAGAAUUACAGUCCAAGUACCAGCAGGCUUUCUCUCAGCGACAGCAUGGGGGCGACCCCGGCGCCGGGACGUCCUCUAACAGCAGGCCGGUCGAGGGUGCUGCUGCGGGACAGAUGGACGUGUCUCACUCCGAUCACUCCAGAGUGACCGUUGGAGCUGAGCAGACGCCCGCGGCUGGGCUGGCCUCCGGCGCCACCGGAGAGAGAGACCUCAUUCAGGCCCUGGAGAAGGUCUCGCUGUCGGACGCGUCCAGCAGCAGGGCGCCCCCGGAGGCCUCGAGGAGCGACGCAGAGAGGGGCGACGUGUUCCUCAGAACGCCGCCGCACACCAAACCCAACUACCUGGAGGUCCUGGAGAGGACGGAGAGGGCGUCGGGCGACCGCAAGCAGAGAUUCAAACCAAAUCACCUUAGCCCCAGCGCAGAGCAUCACUCCUCCUCAGAGUCACUGUCGGGUGAUCAACCUCUCAGACGGACGCCGCCCCUCUCUGCAGAAGCACGGAAGGAGAGGGACAGGAAGCACCUCGAUGACAUCACCGCUGCCAGGCAGCCGCCCCUCCACCACAGCCCCGCCCUGCUGCUCUCCCUGGAGGAGUCGGCCUCGCUGCUGGAGGACCAGGCCCGCAAACACCAGGAGCUCCAGUCCAGAAUAGCGAGCCAGAAGCUGAGUGAAGCGCUGAAGGUCUCCAUGGGGAGCUUCGUUCCUGAGACCGGGCCCCAGGCCGCCUACAGAGAGGCCCCCGCCGAUGAGGACCAGCCUUCCUCAGAAGAGGACUAGCCCACAGAGGUCCCCCCCGAUGAAGACCAGCCUUCCUCAGAAGAGGACUAGCCCACAGAGAGGUCCCCCCCGAUGAGGACCAGCCGUCCUCAGAAGAGGACUAGCCCACAGAGAGGUCCCCCCCGAUGAAGACCAGCCGUCCUCAGAAGAGGACCAGUCACUGUGGUGGGGUUCUGGGUAAACCAGGCCUAGACCUCUGUGUCUGUGUCUCAUGUUUCCGGGCCGGAUCCCUGGUUCUGGUUAGUCCUUCUGGAGAGGAGCUUUUAUCCCGGGCUGCGGGAGAUCGAUUGUGAACUCAGGUGAUGAAUCAGGAGCAGCUCGAUAACUUGGUCACACCUGGCUCAGUUUCAGCUCAUUUGAAAAUAUAAUAAUUCAAAGUCAAAAUGUUUAGUGUUUCACAUUCACCAUGACAUAUGGCAUAUGAAAUAUGACAUUGUUUUUAUUUAUUUGUCAAAAAAAUCAUAUCGGUAAAUUUUAUCUGUUCUCAUGAUUGCAAUCGAAUCGUUAUUGUGAUUUAAAAUUGCAAACUAUAAAAUCAACAAUUUGAUACCAUACUUAAAUGCCCAAAAGCAGACUUUUAUUUGGUGUUUUGUUUCAACACAUUAAGAACCGUGCCAGAUGUGUUCAGAUAUGACAAGUCCUGUGAGACGAUGGAGCGCUCAAUAAAAUAAUCUACUUUUGUAAACAUUCCUUCUGUGUGAGAAAUGA